AUGCGCCGAGGUCCAUACCAAAAAUAUUUUGAUCGUUUUGGCAAGUGUGCAAUGCCUCGUUCAACUUUCUACCUUAGAAAAAAACAACGAUCUAAGAUUAAAGAGAAACAUGAAAUGGAAAAAACUUUAGUCGCAGAAAUGAGAAAUCAUAAUAGCAACAGUCCCAAGUAUCAUUUGGACAUUAUUCAUGAUGCCCAGCAAUUAAGUCAUGAGCAAAAUGUUGAAAUUAUUGAUAUAAAUUCAAGCACUGAUAACACAAAUGGCAAAGUAUACGGACUUGAUUCAAAUUUGUGGCUUCGGGAUGAAUUAGAUGAACAUGAAACUACUAGACACUCAUGGUUUGAUGAUGAUUAUAAUGAGCAACUUAACGAGGAAGAAGUUUGGUUUGAGGCUGAAGAACGCUUGGACGAGCCUUUUUAUGAGUCAACUUCGAAUGAUUUUCAUCAGCAGGUAUUUUAA
This is a messenger RNA of Cotesia congregata, 459 nucleotides long. Lineage: Eukaryota; Metazoa; Arthropoda; Insecta; Hymenoptera; Braconidae. The record is from the annotation of a GenBank genome assembly.